Molecule: messenger RNA, 5543 nt
Organism: Pangasianodon hypophthalmus (striped catfish)
Lineage: Eukaryota; Metazoa; Chordata; Actinopteri; Siluriformes; Pangasiidae
Exons: 6
Coding region: 3600-4229 (209 amino acids)
Biological process (GO): positive regulation of T cell receptor signaling pathway; negative regulation of receptor recycling
Cellular component (GO): T cell receptor complex
Source: RefSeq, a predicted model, not a curated record
CUAACAUGAAUGGGGCAAAAAAGAAUUUGAGAAUUGUUGACCUGGUCUGAGAGUAUGGAUUACAUGAAAUGCCUUAGAGUGUAAAAUAAAAAUGCAUUCAUUAAGUAUUAAGAACACAGAAUACAAAAAGUUUGGGGACAGCAACAACUGAUCAGGGACUUUAAAGACAAGUAUUUCUUUGAGGUUCUUAACAUCUUUAUGCAAUAUUGUUGUUCACAAACAUCUGCCAUGGCCUGCUACAUUAAAGGUACGUGGAAGUGAUCAUCUAUGAUGUUGGUCUUCUGGCAUGAAAACACUCAGAGUUGGAUGCAAAUGCAGUAAGUUGAAAAUAAGAUGAAAAAAAUGUCAAUAACCAGAAGAUAAAGAAGAGAUAAAGAAGAAAUAGUAAUGAAACUGACAGUGAAGCUGACAAGGAAGUGAGAUUUCACAAAGUGUUUGAGAAUGGACCAUUCUAUUUAAAAGAUGUGUGUAUUAGAGGUGUGCAUUGGGACUGGGAUCCUGCAGCUCCAUUGAUGAGGGAGCAGCAUGGCUAUACACUACACACUAACCAAACCUUUUAUCAUUCACGAAAAGAUGCCUCAGAUUCCUGUUCUUGGCUGACAGGAGUAGAAGCUGAUGUGGUCUUCUGCUGUUGCAGCCCAUCCAUCUCAAGGUCUGACAUGUCAUGCCUGCUGAGAUGCUCUUCUGCUCACCAUGGUUGUAUAUAGUGUGUGUUUUUUUUUUUUUAUCACCGUAACUUUCCUGUCAGCUCGAACCAGUCUGGUCAUUCUCCUCUGACUUCUCUCAUAAACAAUUGCCUCCACCCACUUUUUGUGUUGUUUGUUUUUGUUUCUUGUGCCAUUCUGCAUAAAUUCAAGAGACUGUUUGACGUAAAAAUUCCAGGAGACCAGCAGUUUCUAAAACAAUCAGCCUGUCUGGCACCAACAACCUUGUCACAGUCAACGUCAGUGAGAUCACAUUUUCCACCAUUCUGAUGUUUGAUGUGAAUAUUAACUGAAGCUCUUGACCUGUAUUUGCAUAAUUUUAUGCAUUGGCUGGUUGUAUAAUUGGAUGAAUGAUCAAGUGUACAAGUGUAUGUAUAAUUAAAGUGACGGGUGAGAGUAUAUAUCCUAUUGAAAACCUGUUGUUGGAAUUUAAAAGAGCAGUGUAUAUGCACAAACCUACAAAUAUAAGGGAGCAUGAAAUGUUUUGAUUGGAGGAAUGGUCCAUAAUCCCUCUACUAGUGUUAAUCAACCAUGUUAGACAUUGUAGUUAGGGGCAAAUAACAUUCCCAUGGAUAAAUGACUUUGAUAUUUUCAUAGAGUGAUAUGAAGUAGCAAGUAUGUUGAGCCUGGUACCCAGAAAAGAUGCAGAAGUCAUUUUGAAUGUCUAAGUCACUCAACCUCUAACACUAAUCUACUGAACUGAAGGUCUUUGAGUGUCCCACACAGGUAACACCUUCAAGAUGAUAACAGAACAGGACAGAAGACAAACAGAAGCAGCCUAUACAGAAGAACCCUUAUCUAUCUGAUGUAGCACAUGCAGAAAGGCUUGAGAAUUGGAAAUGAAUCAAGUAUCUGAAAAUCAUAUGUCUAGUAGUAGCAAGUUAGGCAACUGCACCUACAAUUUUGAAGACACUACACCACUCAUCUGAGGGGCUUUAUCAGUUCCUCAACAUUAUAACACAAGUCUGGUCAUUUUGACGAACUAUUGCUAGUUCUUCAAAAUGACAUGAAUGACUGAAAACUUUGAUACCUUAUUUUUCAAACACAGAGACUGGCCUUUCUAAAAUAGCCUAUAAAAAAGACCCAUCACCACUGACACUUAAAAACCUCAUGUCACACCUCAGAUAUUCAGAGACGACAGAAAAUCUAACCAAGAAAACCACAUCAGAUAUCAACAAUUGACCAACAGGAACACCUUCCUUUUAUUGCACAACGGUUCAUGUGAAAUCUACAUUUAGCCAUCAGGAAUACAGAAAUAUGUAAUGCGCCUUUUCAAUUUUCACUGCCAAGUUUUAAAACCAUAGUGAAUUGGCCUAUUUUAUUACUUUUAAAAUCUUAGCAAGAAUAUGCCCGAGUUUUUGUGAACCAGAUUAUAUCAACUGAGCUGAAACAAUUUUGUAAUUAUCUGCAUGAUCAUAACUGAUCAGUAUUUAACCAGUUUAAUCAUUUUAAUUUCAAAUAGUAGAGAAUAUAUAUAUGCUUACACUGGCCAAAUUAUAUUGUUAGUGACUAUACUGUGCAAGCGCUUUGUGUUUGUGGUUCAAUACUCAAAGAACAGAUAUGAGUUUACCCAGAAGGACGUUUCCUGCUCUGUGGUCGGAAAUGGAAAAUUAAAAAAAAAUGAAUCUCACAUACUCCACAAAGUACACACAUCCUGCAAACACUAAACGACUAGCAGCAAGGAAUGAACAGAUAAUUAAAUGUUAUUAAUAUUUACUGUUGCACUGAUUCAGUUGUAGUAAAUUGUUAGAUGCAACAUUGUUAGAUGGUACUCACUUGCACAGAAAUAGCCACCUCACGCUGGCUUAUAUAAGUUUCUAUAAUGUUUCUGUUAUACAGUAUGUGAUGCAGCAUGGGAGCUCCGAAAAGAAAUGAUGACAGCUUUCAGAAUUCCAUUUGGCCUAAGAUAUAAUCCAUGACCAAAGAGCACAGGUCUUUAGCUAAUGUGCUAAGUCUGUUCAAAUCAGCAAGUUUGUUCUAAGUCUGUGCUAAGUCUGUUCAAAUCAGCAAGUUUGUUCUAAGUCUGCGCUAAGUCUGUUCAAAUACAACUCAUAUGUAUUGGUAAUUAUUAUUAUUAUUAUUAUUAUUAUUAUUAUUAUUAUUUGUUUAUUUAUCUUUUAAUUUCUUUUAAAAAAUUUUAUUAUGCAGAAUAGCAGCAUUCUUAUUGCCUAAUUCUGUUCCAGAUAAGUACAGUUCAGUACAGUACAGUAGACACGUAAAGUACAGUAGACACUCUGCUAAAUAUAAAGUUUAUAAAAGAUAUACUGUGGCAAUGCAAGAAGAUGACAAGAAGCAACAUAAAGCGAGGGGCAAUGUAAUACUCCACUAUGAACGGACAAACAUUUUCUGUUUCAAAUAGAUAAAUGUACAUGAUCUAUGUUAGGUUAAUCAACUUUAACUCUAACUCUGAUGAACACAAUAAAUAAUACAAUUAUCAUGAAUGAUGAUGUUGCCUAAUCUAGAAAUCGGUUUACACUUAAUCUGACCUUUAAUUGUAAAAAGUUCCAAUAACAUCCACAUUUAGUCUAUUAGGCUUUCUUUAGAAUAAUUCAAGGUGUAAGUUUAAUAAAUGGAGCACAGCAAAGUCAGAAAACAAGUAUCAAACAAGAUAAUCAAUUUGGCAAAACACUGACAACAUAAAUCCCUUGAAUGAAAUGAAAAAGUGCUACACUGGUUGCAGUGACGCUCAUUACACUGAGAAAGACUUACCGUGUCUUUUUGGUGACGUGAGCAUUUGCAGUGAAUUAAGUAUCUGCCACAUUUCCUGUUUGUAACCGAAAAAGACACAAGACAGUAAAAAUAGAAGCAGAUAUGGUGCACCUCAUGAACAACAGGCAUAGUAGACACAGCUAAAGCUGCACUGCCAACGGACAGUUGAGGAUCGGAAGAUCCACAAUGACAAACGGUGCAUCGAAUUGCACGGGACCCUAUGUGGGUCUGUCAAUAACGUCUGUAGCACUGUUAAUGUCUGUGUGUUUAAACAUUCUUCUCUAUUCACUGAGGAGAAAAGAUAGAAAGAACAGAGAUGUUGGGGUGACGUUGUACCAAGAUUCUUUUCAUAGUGACAGGUUUGAGGAGGAAGAACAGCAAAAUCAAGACAAUCCUAUAUAUGGAAACAUUUUUGUAGAUGGUGGAGGAUCUUUGCCAGUGGUUGAAUAUGGGGACUAUGAACAAAUGACAAAAAAGGGUGCAAGGCAAGAUGAAAAGUCUGACCCAGAAGAUGUUUCUUAUGCAUCCUUGGACUUAAGACUUGUUCAGAAGCGUAAGAAAAAGAGGAGAUACCAGGAGAAACAGAAUCAGAUGCAUAAGGUCCAGACUCAUCCUCCUCCUGGGGCGCAGAUGAGGCGCAUGGAGAUGGGAGCAGACUGUGACGUCGCCCUGCCUUCACGGUCCAGCAGCCUCAUUGUGUCUCGCAGCAGCAUCUACCUCAACAGCCAUCAAGUAGCUUUGGAGACAGAGGAACUACAGAGGGAGAGAGAACGAGAGAGGGGGAGAGAGGCAGAAUGGAAAAGCAAUCAUGAGUGAGAGAUAAUGAUGAAAUUGCACCGCAAUGUUGACCACAGUCUGGGCCAGUCGGAGCCGAAUCAUGAUCAAGGCAGCUGAAGACCAAAGCAAAUGCAAAAAGUUCUUCAGUGCAAAGUUAAAUUUGGCACAAUUCAUUAGAAUCACUUAUUUUACCUUAAAUAUUUUAAGCUCAGUGGUCAAAGCAGGUGAAGACAAAUCUCGCUGCCUGUAGAAUUAUGAAGUUUCUACUAUGCCUCUGUGAGAAGUUUGAACUCUGUAAUCAGAUUGCACAAUAUUCUGUAACAGCAUACGACAGGAGGAUAUUGAGCAACAUUGUUUACUUAUGAUGUGGAAAGCACCUUUACAUGUUUUCCAUAAAGAGACUUUAUGAAAUUAUUUUUCUAUGUCUAUGGAAAAAUAUAUUGUGCCUAAUCAGUUCGGAGCUAAAUCUGAAAUAGGCUGUUAAAAAAUAGAAUACAAACAGCUUCAAAGGCACAUGUAAAGAGUGCAGAGCAAGAAAGCUAUUUGUAAUAGGUCUUUUACAUUUAACUCACUCUGCAAGCUUGUCACUCUAUGCAUGUUGGAAAUUCAUCUUUUGUUUAUAAUGAUAAGAAUGGUACAACUUUAAUUAUAUAUGAAAGUUAACUUAAAUAAAUUGUGUCUGCUUUGUAAUAAGUUUUCCCGGCUACAGCUGUCAUUGAUGCUGCAUUUGCAAGUGAACAAUUAUUAUACACAAACCAUAUAUAAUUUAAAUAUAAUAAUAUAUUCAGGUCAAACCUACUCCACUGUUAAAAGAAAAGCUUCCAUAAAAGUGAACCUGUUUAUUAUAGCAGUCUUGGUUUUUGUCAUUUCUGACCUUUAAAUCUUUUUACGAACAGAAUGCAAGGCAUGUACAUGCACGACGGAUGAUGAGAGACGUGCUAAAUUCUUUUUGUUCUUUCUUUUUUAUUAAAAUGUGGGUCAGUGGAAACAGCUGGCAUAUGUAUAACAGAGAGAAGUCUAAAACAUAAAGUUAUAUAUAAAGUUUAUUUAUAAUAAAUUGUUGUAUUGUAAUAUAUGACUAUAUUUUCAUUUCAUUUAAAUUUAGAAUUACAGGGUUACAAUAACAACAAAACAAACAAACAAACAAACAAACAGAUGUUAGUUUGCAUUGUAGUGAAUGAAGAAAUAUAUUACUAGUCAUCAUUCCAAAUGCAAACAAACAAAUGUUGGCUAUAACCACUUAACUUACAUAAUGUUUUUUUUUUUUAAUUAUUAAUUAAUUGAACAAUGUCAGUAAUACCUACAACUACAACAUGCACCUAGAAUAAUAACAUAUUCUUGGUGCUUACUGAC